This is a messenger RNA of Saprolegnia parasitica CBS 223.65, 1861 nucleotides long. RefSeq lists its product as hypothetical. Gene Ontology annotation, molecular function: GTPase activator activity. Gene Ontology annotation, biological process: activation of GTPase activity. The transcript has 5 exons. Lineage: Eukaryota; Oomycota; Saprolegniomycetes; Saprolegniales; Saprolegniaceae. The record is from RefSeq and is a predicted model, not a curated record. Bases 41 to 1861 code for a protein of 606 amino acids.
GACGCCCACAUCCGUCAUUUCCGAAACACCGACCGCGAUAAUGGACACGAGCCCGGGAGAUGGCACGCUCCUUGGUCGCAUCAUGCGUAGCGCCAGCGCUGUGUCCUUGCCACUACCAUCGAUCACCUUCCCAACGGCCUUCUCGGCGCCGGCCCUGGCCACCAUGGACGAGCACGAUGAAGCGCGUCAAUCUGGGACGAGCGGCAGCUUCCCAUGCUUGAAGAAAGGUCGGCUCCUCGUCGAGGUCGAUGGUAUCCAGCGGCAAUGGGAGCCAUGUACAGUUGCACUUGUUGGCACAGACGUCUCGAACCUUGCACUCCACUACACUGCCGACGCCACCGAAGGCAAGACAUCCGUCGUUCGUCUUCACAGCGCCACCAUCGACCUCAUGGAAGAAAUCUUCAGCGUCAUCACAUUGGAACAGACAUGGUAUCUCUGCGCCGAGAGCCAGCGCGAGGCGGAGGAGUGGGCCGACACGAUUUGCGGCGCGCUCGAGGCUGCAGCCGGGCGGUCGCCGUCAUCGACGCCCUUGACGAGCCGCCGACGGCGGCUGUCGUCGCACGUGACGGCGUCGACUGUCAAAGAGAUCCAGACCCGCGAUGUGUGGACGCGCGUCGACGAGUUUGUCGAGAUUUACGUCCGAUCCAACCACCACGACAUUCACCGCCAAGCGACGCGGGGCGCGUUCUCGUGGUCGUGCUUGCGCAACCUCACAUGGCGUCUCUGGCUCGGCGUGCUACCGCAAGCGGCGUCGUUCGAGGCAUGGGUACCGACAACGCAGGUAGCGCGCGUACGAUACGCACAGCUUCAAGACCGAUAUGCGUUUGAGCUGCCAUCGGGCAUCGACGACGACAGUGAAGACCCGUGCUUCUACGAGGCGGUGCCAUCGCCAAAGGAGCCGACGCUGCUGUUGCACAUGAUUCAGCGCGACGUGGUGCGCACGCGAUGCGCGAUGCCCUACUUUCGCGAACCCGAGACACAAGCAAUGCUCAUUCGCAUCCUCUUCAUUUAUGCCCAGGAGCACUCGGACAUGGGCUACCACCAAGGCAUGGGCGAGCUCCUUGCCGUCAUGGUGUACCUCUUGUACAUUGAGCAGUUUCCACUGGCAGCGGCACCCAGCAGUAUACCGGACUGUCGUUGGUCAUUUGAGAACAUCUCGGUCAUUCACGGCGCGCCCGUCGAUGAAAAUGGCGCUUGGGACGACAACUCGUACGUACACGUGGACGUCGUCGACGUCGCCCGCGCACCAUCAAUCCUCGAGAAGGGCCAGUUUCUCGACAGUCACCCCUUCUUAUCGGAUGACAGCAAGCCCACAACUGCGUGCAAGGAAACGAUUGUCGAGCUCCUUCAAGCAGUCACGUGUGGCGACUGCAUUGAGCACGAUGCAUAUGCACUCUUUGCAGCGCUCAUGGAUCGCAUGACGGGUGUGUUUUGCCCUACCGAGAGCCACGGCUGCUCCAGCUUGCACAUGCAGUUGGAACGUAUCCAAUACGAUCUCCUGACGCGCUUGGAUCCCGCGCUGUCGCUGCACUUGCGUGAGCUGCAGGUGCUACCAGAAGUCUUUCUCCUCAAGUGGGUCCGCCUCCUCUUUGCGCGCGAGUUCCAAAUGUAUCAGGUGUGGGCGCUAUGGGACGCAAUUUUAAGCGUUUCGUCCGACGACCUCAGCUUUGUCCAAUACCUCUGCGUCGCCAUGCUCCACGAGGCGCGCGACGAGCUCUUGGCGCAAGAUGAUGUCGCUGGCGUCCUUCAAUGCUUGAAAGAGACGUCCGUGUCGUAUGGGAAAGUUGUCGACACUGCACGUGAAAUGCAUGACCGCCUCUUGUGUGAGGACGCCAUCGCUGUCGCCACGCGCAGCGAUUAA